AUGGAUUGGAUGCAUAUUUACAUCGCCACGGCGGCCUUGUCCGUCUUUGCUCUCGUGGCGCUCGUUCUCUUGCUGUCGCAACAACGGGUCAAGGUCGCUAAUACGUGGGCGGGACCGUACCUCAAGUUCAUUUGGGCCAACUUUAUCAAACCCCAUGACAAGAAGGCUGGGGAUCAGCAGGAUGCUUUGGAGAGCUUCUACAAGACUCAGGCUGCCGUGUACGAUGCUACCCGUCGUCGUCUUCUCUGUGGUCGGGAGGACAUGCUCGGUCUUGUGGCGGCGCAGUUGAAGCACAAGGUUGGAACUAAGGAUAUCAAGAAUGGAAAGGCAGUUUGGGUGGAUGUUGGUGGCGGCACUGGAUACAAUAUUGAGGCGAUGGCGACUUUCCUUCCCGUGGACAAAUUCUUCGAGCAAGUGUACCUGGUCGAUCUUUCUCCGUCGCUCUGUGAAGUUGCCCGCCAGCGGUUCGAGCGUCUUGGGUGGAAGAAUGUCACUGUUCUGUGCCAGGAUGCUCGGUCAUUCCGUCUUCCGGAGAGGGUUGUUGAUCCUCGCUCUGUGAAUGUAAAUGCAAAUGAUGCGGUCGACUUGGUUACUAUGAGCUACAGUCUAUCCAUGAUUCCUGAUUAUUACAGCGUUGUCGAUUCAUUGACCUCUCGCCUGAAAUCGACUGGCAUUCUGGGUGUCUGUGAUUUCUAUGUUCAAAGCAUUGUGGAUGUUUCCUGUCGCAAUUACACUGGUGGUGCCUUCAACCGUCAUGUGAAUUGGCUCGGACGUGUUUUCUGGAGAGCCUGGUUCGAUUUCGAUCGUGUCAGUCUCGAGGCUGCUCGUCGUGACUACCUCGAGUACAAGUUUGGAACCGUCAUUUCUGCCAGUGAGCGUAACUACCUUCUUGGUGGUAUUCCAUACUACAUCUUUGUCGGCUGCCCUAAGGAAAUUCAAUCUACCCCGUCGAGCCAGUCAAUUGAGAAGUUGGAUGCCUCUUUCACCGAGUCUCCCUACCUGCUUCCUGCCAAUCACAAGCAGGAAAUGGACCAGGCAGUUGUGAGCAGCUCGCAGGAGAUCCGGUCUAAGGCGUAUGAGUCUGCAGUCAUUAACUUGAGUGCAAACCUGCCGCUUCCAUCGUCAUUCUACCAGAACCAGCAUUACCGCAUUCACUACAACGACAUGCUUCCCAAGCACACCCAGUUCCAAAAUGAGUACAUUUACGCAUUCACCUGGGAGGACCCCCGGGUUGACCACCGACUUUUGAACAUUGGCAAAGACGAUGUCAUUCUCGCUAUCACAAGUGCCGGUGAUAAUAUCCUCGACUACCUACAGAAGAGUCCCCGUCGGGUUCAUGCCGUGGACCUGAAUCCUAACCAGAACCAUCUCCUUGAGCUGAAGGUUGCCAGCUACACAGCCCUCGGCCACCGGGACAUGUGGAAGAUCUUCGGUGAGGGCAAGCACCCGCAAUUCCGCGAGCUGCUCAUCUCCAAGCUCAGUCCCCAUCUCUCCAGCCAAGCUUUCCAAUACUGGCUCGAGCAUACUCACACCUUCACUUCCACUUCUGGCCACGGUCUCUACGAGACUGGUGGCUCCCGUCAUGCGAUUCGCAUGGUCCGCUGGCUCUUCAAUAUAUUCGGACUGCAGGGCGAAGUCCGCAAGAUGUGUGAAGCACAAACUCUCGCCGAGCAACGUGAAAUCUGGCCUCGCAUCCGCCGCGUUCUCAUGAGCCGGCCUCUGCACUGGGCUAUUGUCAGUACUGAGUGGUUUGCCUGGAAGGCAGCGGGUGUGCCUCGCAACCAGCGAAACAUGAUUGUAGAUGACUUCUUCCGUCGCAAUGGUUUGACCGAGGAUAUGAAGAUCGGAAAGGAUAUCAGUGGCCAGUCCAUCUGGGAGUAUGUUGUCAACACGCUCGACCCCGUCAUCAAUGAUACUCUCAUCAGCAACGACAACUACUUCUACUUCCUUUGUGUCCAGGGCAAAUUCUCUCGGAGAUGCCACCCUACCUACCUAUCUCCUCAGGCACAUGUCAAGCUUUCUACGCCCGGUGCAUUCGAUGGUCUGCGCAUCCACACUGAUGAGAUCAACGAAGUGAUCAACCGUAUCACCCCAGGAACCCUAACCAUCGCCGUGGUCAUGGACUCCAUGGACUGGUUCGACCCCAGCGGAGACGCAGCCCCCGCCCAAGCCCGUACAUUCAACCACGCUUUGAAGAAGGGCGGCCGCAUCCUCCUCCGCUCAGCAAGUAUCGAUCCCUGGUACAUCAAGCACUUUGAAGAGAACGGAUUCUCCGCUCGUCGCGUGGGAGCCCGCUUCCCAGGCACAUGCAUUGACCGUGUGAACAUGUACGCCUCCACCUGGAUCUGCACCAAGACCGAAGACAUCUCCCGACCAAAGAACCAGCGCACCAUGUCCGCCCUCUCCUUGCCUGACAGCGCCAUCCCUACAGCCAAGCGAUCUGGCAGCGUGGAGGACUUGGACUUGGACCUGAAGCUUUGA
This is a messenger RNA of Penicillium nucicola, 2481 nucleotides long. Its product is annotated as class I SAM-dependent methyltransferase. Lineage: Eukaryota; Fungi; Ascomycota; Eurotiomycetes; Eurotiales; Aspergillaceae. The record is from RefSeq and is a predicted model, not a curated record. The transcript is spliced from 8 exons. Bases 1 to 2481 code for a protein of 826 amino acids.